AUUCGGUAAUUGUCAGUCUGCAGUCGAUCAACGUGUCACAAUGAAAUACUUUCUGUGUUUGGUUUUUGUAGUCUCUUUGUGCUGUGCUCUGGCAUAUGAUAUUGACUAUGCAACUAAGCCGAGUCUUGACGUCAGCUGCUCAAUUUCUAAUUCUAAGACGUACUCCAGGAUCGGACAAAAGCACUACUUUUUGGGGCAUGAGAAAGUCAACUGGUUUGAAGCCGCACACUUGUGUCGUCGUUAUGGUGGAGAUUUGGCUCAAAUCGAUUCAGCCGAGGAAAUGAACGCGAUUUCAUCACACCUUCAGCAUCAGGGAUUCAAAGACAAUGAUUACUUUUGGAUAUCAGGAAACGAUCUUGUCAUUAACCAUAUGUUCCUCUCCAUAAGCAGCGGAUUCCCAUUGACCUUCACUUCCUGGUCAGCUGGACAGCCAGACUUUCCUGGCGCAGAGCAUUGCGUCCAUUUGUGGCACAGGGAUGGCGCCUUCCGCAUGAAUAACUGGAGUUGCACCGAGAAGGCAUUUUAUAUUUGCCAGAGAGAGUAUAGUUCACGUUGCCAAGUCAAUCUUUAAAUGGCAAUGAUAAUGCUUAAGCUACUUGACACUUUUGGAUAAAAAGGAUCGAAUAAAGUUAAGCAAAUAAAUAAAAGCGCAUCAUUUAAAAAGAA
This is a messenger RNA of Drosophila innubila, 666 nucleotides long. RefSeq names its product C-type lectin 37Db-like. NCBI's taxonomy places the organism in Eukaryota, Metazoa, Arthropoda, Insecta, Diptera, Drosophilidae. The transcript has 2 exons. The coding region runs from base 41 to 571 and encodes 176 amino acids. Gene Ontology annotation, molecular function: signaling receptor activity. The record is from RefSeq and is a predicted model, not a curated record.